AUGUCAGAUAAAAAACCUAAACAUAAGUCACAAGAUGAAGAGAAAGAAGUUGAAAAGACAGGUAAGAAAAUAGCUAAAAAGGAAGAAACAGGCUCAGAGUCAGAAGAAGAAAAGAAAAUUAUACACAAAGACAAAAAGGAAAUUAAGAAAAAAGCUAAAAAAGAGGAAGAAGAUAGUAGUAGUGAAGAAGAAGAAAAGGUAAGUAAGAAAAAAGCUAAAAAGGAAAAAAAAGAAGAAUUAAAACUUCCAUUUGAAGGUGACAAAUAUGUACAAUUAGGAGAAAGAAAAUAUGUUAGACUUAAUCAAUUUAAAGGGACAAAAUAUAUUGAUGUGAGAGAGUUUUAUGAGCGAGAUGGAGAAUUAAAACCAGGACAGAAAGGAAUUUCAUUAAAAGAUUAUGAGUUUGAAGAACUUGUUAACAACAUAGACAAAAUUAAGAAGUGGAUUAAAUAA
Messenger RNA from Entamoeba nuttalli P19, 453 nucleotides. RefSeq names its product transcriptional coactivator, putative. Bases 1 to 453 code for a protein of 150 amino acids. Gene Ontology annotation, molecular function: transcription coactivator activity; DNA binding. The record is from RefSeq and is a predicted model, not a curated record. The transcript has a single exon. Gene Ontology annotation, biological process: positive regulation of transcription initiation by RNA polymerase II. NCBI's taxonomy places the organism in Eukaryota, Evosea, Mastigamoebida, Endamoebidae.